AUGAACUCACCUGAAAUCUGCACCGAGAUCGUGAAAUGUCUCGGGAUUGUGUGGACAGACAAAAUGUUUCUCGACUUUACAAUCAAGAUAAAAGAUGACACAAUCACUUGUCAUAAGCUCGUUCUUGCGGCCUGCUCUGAAUUUUUCCAAGCGUUGUUUCGAUCAGGAAUGAGGGAGAUUACAGAAAACUGGGUUGAGUUAAAAGAUGUUUCCUAUGAAAUAUUUCAGCUGAUUCUGAAAACACUUUACACAGGUGUCAAUGUUUUAACGUUGGAUAAUUUCAUUCACCUCUGGAGGGCUGUGCACAUGUUGCAGAUUAAUUUUAUGGUAAAAAUAUGUGAAAUAUUUGCAGCUGAGUCUAUUACGAUGGAGAACUGGGAAAACAUUUACGUAACAGCUAAACUUGUUGGCUCAACUAUUGUUCUAGAUGAGUUACAUUGCUUCAUGUUUCAUGAUCAAAUAAGUCUUUCAUCAACAUAUCUACAACUGUCUUCCAAUGAAGUUCAUAUUCAAAACACAAACAAAAUAGUCAACACAGAAAAAGAUGGCAAUGAAUUGGAAAAAGUACCUUCUGAUAACUCGCUUAAUGUUGCAUUAACCGAGCAUUUAUCUAGAAAAGAUAAAAUGACAGAAUUACUCAGUCUGAUGAGGACAUAUCUAGUGAGUCCAGAGGUGUUAACACAAGUUUAUUAUCUUAAAAUGUGUUCUGAAAACAAAGACUUUAGAGAUAUAAUCGUCAGCGCUUUGUCGUACCAAGCCCAACCUUCAAGAGACGGCCAGUGGCCAUCAGCGGCUGUGCACAGAUCGUGUAGUAGCGUUACACACGUUGGGGUUUAUGCAAGAAGAGAUGGACAGUUUAGAGCAAUACAUGCUAGUGAUGAGACUUGGUUCGAUUUGCCAACUUGUGAUGGUUUAAAAAAAAAUAUUCAGCUUGUGACGUUUGAUACAGACUUGUACGCAAUAGGAAAACCUCUUAACAUGCCAAACACGCAGCAAUAUAAAUUGUUUGUCCUCUCUGUGAACGCCUGGAAAAAAGUUUUGAAUCUGUUCUGUAACGAUGUGUUACUUGUUUCUCAUGGGCAGUUUAUUUACAUCUUAGACAAAAGUGAUAAUGUAAUUUAUCUUAUAAACCCAAGGAGUUUGGAUUUUAAAAAAUUCAGAGAAAUUCCAACGCAAUUAGAUAUAAAAUACGCAACUGUCUUUGAAAACUCCAUUCUUAUUUUCUCAUCUGAAACUCAUAACAACAUUGAGAAUACAGUUGUUCACAAUUACGAGUUUCCUUGUGACGUUUGUACCAAGCUAACCGAUUUGGAUGGACCAGCAGACCAGCUGACCACUUUCAAGAACGACAAACACAGCUACAUAUUACAGACAAAUGGCUCUUUGUGGGUUAUUUUGAAAGCAUCGUCAAUAAAAAGAAUUGAAGUAAAAUUUGUUUUUAAGCUAUGGAAUUGCCAAAGAAAACAAUAUGGUGCUUUAUCAUACAACGAGAAGUUGAUUAUUUUCGGAAAUAAUCCUGAUAGAGAUCCGCCAGAUGCAAAUAGGAAAAAUACUGUUCCAGGACAUCUUAAAGUUAUUUCAUACUGGGGAAAUGAUGAUGCAAUGUCAAAUUUCGUUCCAGCUACACUUCCAAAGACAUUUUUACUUAGGUAA
Messenger RNA from Physella acuta, 1653 nucleotides. Its product is annotated as kelch-like protein 8. NCBI's taxonomy places the organism in Eukaryota, Metazoa, Mollusca, Gastropoda, Physidae. The record is from RefSeq and is a predicted model, not a curated record. Gene Ontology annotation, molecular function: protein binding.